GUGCUCUACCACAAAUGCAAGCCUUGAUAAACGGUGUCUGUAAGUUAAGUCUGCGAAAAUCUCCGGGUAUUUGAAUUGGAUCCAUUAUACUGUACAUCUGUGAGUAGGCUAGAGCACGGUGCGUGUCAAUUUAGUCAGCAGAGCGACUUUGCUGCCGUGGACACUCGCAAGAGACUAAAAAGCGCUGCGUGAAGUGCCCGUGUCUGAGCCAGGAAGUACGACUAGAGACUUGGACAGAUCCAAUGAGCCUGUCUGCGCAUCGUCCACUUGAUUAUAUCUUUGCCCCGCGAAGCGAACAGUUUGCCCGGUGGACUAAGUAACUAGUGCGAGUUGUGCCAGAGUGAAGAGUCUGGGGUAUCCCGGGUGGGUGUGGAUGGCAGGCGUGAGGCCAGCAAUGACAGUUUGGUGUGUCAGAUAGUGGGUAACAGCGCCUAUCGGCCGGACCCAACAGUCAGGCAGGGGGCACAAUGACAGAAGAGCGACUUAAGGAGUUAGAGCGCUUGUAUCUCACAGGGGUUGAAGGUAGCCAUGGCAAGUGUGUCAGUGUGGAAUCAUUACUGGAUGUUUGCGUUGUGCUGUAUGAUGAGUGCUGCAAUGCUGCACUCAGAAGGGAGAAGAACAUUGCAGAUUUUGUGGAGUAUGCUAAGCCUAUCGUGAACUCAAUCAAGUCCCUCAGGUUACAGCGAGAUGAUUUUGAGACGCUGAAGAUCAUUGGGCGCGGAGCUUUUGGAGAGGUGGCAGUUGUUAAGCUUCGUGGUACAGAGAAUGUUUAUGCCAUGAAGAUUCUCAACAAAUGGGAGAUGUUAAAAAGAGCAGAGACGGCAUGCUUCAAGGAGGAGCGAGAUGUACUGGUACAUGGAGAUCGACAGUGGAUCACAAACCUUCAUUACGCAUUCCAGGAUGACACUUAUCUGUAUCUGGUGAUGGACUACUACUGUGGUGGGGACCUCUUGACCCUGCUCAGUAAGUAUGAGGAUCGGCUACCUGAGGAGAUGGCCAGGUUUUAUAUCGCAGAGAUGGUGUUAGCUAUCCACUCCCUCCACAAACUAGGCUACGUCCAUCGGGACAUCAAGCCUGACAACGUCCUUCUGGACAGGACGGGUCACAUAGUGCUAGCUGAUUUUGGGUCCUGUCUACGGCUCCUUGAAGAUGGCACGGUCCAAUCAUCAGUGGCUGUGGGAACCCCAGACUACAUCUCCCCAGAGAUACUACGGGCCAUGGAGGAUGGUCAUGGAAAGUACGGCCCUGAAUGUGACUGGUGGUCGCUGGGAGUGUGUAUGUACGAAAUGCUGUAUGGGGAAACGCCCUUUUACGCAGAAUCUCUGGUGGAAACGUACGGCAAGAUCAUGAAUCAUCAGACCCGAUUUGAGUUUCCGAGUGAUGUGGACGAUGUGACACAGGAUGCCAAGGAUCUCAUACGACGUCUUAUAGCAACAGCAGACAAGAGAUUGGGGAAGAAUGGGCUGAAGGAUUUUCGCAAUCACCCAUGGUUUGUUGGCAUUGACUGGGAGAAUGUCAGACAACAGGAUGCCCCUUACAUUCCUGAUGUCAGCAGUCCUACUGAUACGUCUAAUUUUGAUGUUGAGGAUAGUGACUUCAAACAUACAGACACCGUACCCCCAUCAACGCACACAGCUUUUAAGGGACAUCAUCUACCUUUUAUUGGUUUUACUUUUACUAAAAACAGCCGAUUAUCGGACAAGGGAUGUUUAGCAGAUACCGGAAGUGAGAGAAUCAUACAGACCUACGAGAUGAGGAUACAAGUGCUGGAAGACAUCAACAGAGACCUUAAGCGAAAACUUCAGGAAUCACUCGCAAAGAACCAGCCACCACCAGGUGCAGGAGCAGCGUCCGAAGAUGAUGGGGAGAUAAGUCAGCUGAAACAAGACAUCAGUCAGCUGAAAGAGGAGAACUCUAUCCUUCAUAAAGUCAUAUCAGUCACUCAAACAGACAAAACUAACACUGAGCAGGACCUAGAGAGGCUGCGAAACUCGAAGGCAGAUGCUGAUCGCUGGCUUAAGCUUUUGGAAGAGGAAAAGUCUAAUCUGCAGAGGGAGCUGAAGAAGAACCAGGAGGACUUCAAGCAACAGAAUCGUGAAAUGGAGAAAACGAUUGAGGAGCUGAAACGUGUCCGGGAGCAGAUCAGGGAGGCCGAGUCUCAAGAAGAGCGUUACCGAGUGCGGGAAAAAGACAUGAGGAGACAGUUACGGAAUAAAGACGAGGAGGUGGAAGAGUCGAAGCGACUGUUAGAGGGGGUCAAGCAGGAAGUGAGGAAGGCAGAGAAGACCAUUGAAGAUCUGAAACGACAUAAGGAUGAAUUAUCUGCCCAGGCCAGUAAAGAGAGGAAACUGAAGGAAAGCGCUGAGCAGUACUGCAAAGAUAUAGAGAAGGAUUUUGAGACGUUAAAACAACGCCAGCUAGGCAGAACACCAAGUACAAGGAUUGUCAAUGACAAAGAGAUUAACAGGUUGAAGGCCCUGAUGGAGAAGAAGGAAGUGGAACACGCAGAGGAGAUCGAAAAGCUGAAGUCAGGGAAGGCGGCAGAGAUUGCGGCAGUGCAGUCUCAGCUAAGGGAGGUGGAGUCACGCCACACCCUCCUCAACAAAGAGACCAGCUCUCUGAGGCAACAGGUAUCAGAGUACCAGGACAUGGUAGACCAUGUGCAGUUUGAGAACACUGAUAGGCAGAGAGAACUCACUGAGGAAGUCACGAAACUGAGGCGGGAGAAUAACGAGAAACAAGAUCGCCUGGACAUGUUUAUGAGGGAUUACAACCAGGUGAAGGAGGAGUUAUCUGACCUCAGGAGUCGUGGAGAGUCUGUUGCUCAGUGGGAGGCACAGAUUGGAGAAAUUAUUAAAUGGGUGAGUGAAGAGAAAGAAGCUCGUGGUUACCUGCAGGCUCUGGCUGGCAAGAUGACGGAUGAACUGGAUCAGCUGAAGGGCAUGAACAUGACUGGAGAUGAAAACGAGAGAUUGAAGUGGACAAACCGCCGGUCACGUCGUGUUGACAGGAUGGAGAUUCUGAACCUGAGGCUGAGUCUACAGAAUGAGGUGCAGGCUAAACAACAGAUCUACAAUGAGAUGACGGAGCUGAAGGCUGCUCACGCAGAAUCAGAGAGCAAACUUCAAGAUGCCAGACGAGAGAUAGACAGAUUGCUGCGAGAAAUAGAUAUGUUGAUGAAAGAAAAGGAGAAAUUGACAACAAUGCAGUCCUCUGGAUCUUUUAUAGAAAAGUGGCAAGAAAUAAUCAAGUUCAAUGAUAACCCCUACGACACCGAGAGCAGUGUUGGUGAUGAGACAGACUUUGACUCCAAGACAGACAUCACCCAAGGGGAUCAUUGUGAUGAGCCAUCUCUGCCCGAUGUCCCUGCCCACCUGUAUGACGUACCUGGGAGGACAGACUCUCUGCCCCGCCCUGUGCUACAGCCUAAGGAACACCAAUUCAGGGUUAAGUCGUUCGGCGUGCCCCAGAAGUGUAACCACUGUACCUCACUGAUGAUAGGACUCAAGAGACAAGGUGUUACCUGUACCACAUGUAAUUACUCGUGUCACACCCACUGUAUGAACAAGGCCCCCAUGGUGUGUCCUGUGCCACCUGACCAGACCAGACGGCCAUUGGGUAUAGAUGUAAAUAAAGGAAUAGGAACAGCUCAUGAGGGUUUUGUCAGGGGACCCCGAAUUGGAGGGAUAAAGAAAGGCUGGGCCCGGCAAUUUGUUGUAGUCUGUGAUUUUAAACUAUUUUUAUAUGAUGUCCAACCUGACCAGAAACAUGUCAGCUCUCCAGUGGUCAGUCAGGUGCUAGAUAUGAGGGAUGAAGAGUUUUCUGUGAGCCCGGUCACACAAACCGAUGUGAUACAUGCCAACAAAAAAGACAUACCUUGUAUAUUCAGGGUAACGGUCAGUGAAAUGAACCCACCCAACUCAAAACACCAGGUGCUGCUUUUAGCCGACUCCGAAAUUGAUAGACAGCGGUGGGUGGGGGCACUCACAGAACUCCACAAACUUCUACGCAAAAACAAGCUUCCAAACAAGGCAGUGUAUCAAGCUCAAGAAAUCUACGACAAUGCUUUGAGUCUUGUGAAAGGGACGCAUUCAGCUGCUGUUUUAGAUGUCAAUAGAAUUUUAUUGGGAACAGAAGACGGUCUUUAUGUUGCAGAGUUGAGUAAAGACACUUUUAUCAGAAUAGGGGAUAAAAGUGAGAAGAAGCCAGUGUAUCAAAUUGAACUAGUCGAGGAAGAACAACUUUUGAUAUACCUGAGUGGAAAACAGCGACAUGUCAAACUGCUGCACAGAUCAACGCUGGACGGUUACGAAGCAGAAGUGGUUAAGAUACAGGAGACGAAGGGUUGCCAGUUUUUCUGUACAGGCCUAAUGAGGCAGGGCUCCACAGUCGCGCUCUGUGUGGCCAUCAAACGAACUGUUCAGGUGUACGAACUUAACAAAACACGACAGCGACACAGAAAGGUCAAAGAUAUUCAGGUGCCGGGUACCGUGCAGUUUAUAGAAAUGAUCAAUGAGAGACUGUGUGUUGGGUAUCCUUCCUGUUUUGCAGUCUACAGCGUUCAAGGGGAUGGAGCACCUAUCUCACUGGUGAAUACAGAGGAACAUAGCCUCCAGUUCUUGUUACAAUCCCCAAUAGAUGCUAUGAUGGCCAUAGAAAUACAGCCCAAUAAAGAGUACUUGUUGGUGUUCAAUGCACUGGCCCUGUAUGUGGACAGUAGUGGCAAACCCAGCCGUCUCCAGGAAAUCAUGUGGCCAGCUCCACCUCUUCAUAUCAGUUAUUCGCAUCCCUACCUCUGCUGCCAUACAGAAAAUGCUGUGUUUGUGUUUGAUGUGGAGUACACAGACUGGGUGCAGACCCUCUGUCUCAGAAAGACUAAGCCAUUGUGUAAGGAUGGUUCCCUUAAUCUAUGCAUCACCCCAGACACCCAGCACAUUGUCUACUUUAGGAACAUUCAGGAAGCUCAGGAGAGGUUAGUGGUCCCUGAUUUCAUUAGGGGACGAGGCAUCAAUAGGAGUAAGAGGAGAUUUUCAUUUAAAACGCGUGAAGAAGAGCGAGCAGCAAAGGGGCCAGAGCGGCGAAGCCGGGAUAUCUCAAAACCUCUCAACUUCAGCCACGUGGCUCACAUGGGCCCCGAACAAGUAAUUGUGACAGGCAGCCAAAGUGAUAAACGGUCAAAAUUCAUCUCUACACCAAUGAACUUCAGUCAUAUUGCCCACAUGGGCCCUGAUCAGGGCAUGCAAGUGCUCAUAGAUCUACCCAAGUCAGGCGGAGCCCCUUCAGAGGGUGACAAGAUUCAGCAGAGGGUGAAGAGUCUGUUCCAGCCUAACAUGAAGUCACUACAAGAGGCCCAGUUACGAGGAGCCCGGCCGGCAAGCACAGCACCACAGUUUAAUGGUAGUGCAGGUGUGCGACGGGACUCUCCUAGUGGGAGUGGGGGUAGUGGGGGCAGCCCUCGCAUGAUGCCCUCAGGGGUCUCUGCCUCCCCAGCGGACAUCUCAGGGUCAUCACAGGAACAUGCUGGCUCAGGCGAUGCUGGUGCUAUCUUUGAGGAUGCCUUGGAAACUGGCAAUUGGCGACUGUCCUUAGCUUCCAAUACAAGCAGCAAUCCCAGCAGCCCGCCUGGCUCAAACCGCCACAGUUUGGUGGACGAUCGUGAUCAGGGGCAGGACAGCUCUGGAAGCGAAUGGUCUCGCCUGUAAUCAUACAAUAAACAUAUCUUCCUGGGUUAUCUCCCCUGUCCUACAGAGGGCUGUCUCUAGUGACCACCAGGCGCAUGAAGGCUUAGCGGACAGAUCCUGAGAUCAAUAAAGGCACAUUUUAGGCAGCAGCCCUUGACUUUCCCUCCCUUGUCCUAUCAGGACCUGCCCUGAAGGGCUCCUUCCCCACCUGCCCAUGUGUUCCCUCCCCGUCUACCCCACCAGUCAUGGCUGUAUCAUUACCCCCAUGUGUUCUGACUGGGUUUGCCAGUGUUGUCUUCCUGUUCUGAGGAUGCUUCCACAGAGUUAUAUCCCCUGAUGACGAGGACAAUCUGUACAGAGGUUCCCAUAGUGAAGGGUUCAGUCACCUGUCAACUUUCACAGACCCGAGGAUUCUGUCUGGCCUGGUACAUCAUAAUUAUGGGGUGAUAUUACUGCUAUAUGUGUAUGAUAUAGACACGUGUCAACGUGAGCUGUACUGAAGCCUAGUAAGGGGCGCACAGCUCUCUGCAUGUAUGUAAUGUAUAUGAGAAAUCGCCUCACUACCGAGCCUGCCCCAUGCCAGUAGCAGCUGUGUCCUGUACAGUCUUUGUACAUACAACUUUUCUAUCUGUGCACAUAACUGUUAACUGUACCACCGCUUUUGUACCUAGUGUUGAUAUAUAACCUUUUCAUGCCACAUUAAAUUGUAAUUAUUAAUAUUAUGAAAAGUAAUAUUAUUAUUAUUAUUAUUAUUAUUGGUGACAUUUGUAUUAUACUACUUACAUUAUCAUAAUGAAGCAGUGUAGAGAUGGUCAAAGUUAGGCCAGGAUAUUGUCCAUGGGCAUACACCGUCUCACUCUGCACCCACCACAUGUACAAUAACUUUGUAUAGUGACUAUCUUAGCCAGUAUAUUGUAUAAUACGCAGGUAUGCAGUGUUCUGUGCAGUAAACUAACGUGUUGGAGAGAAUGUACACCUAUGGCCAGUUAAGCCAAAUGUCUCCUGACAAGAUCCUUUUGACUCCUGAUGCUGACCAAGCUGAGGGCUUGUCUUCAUCCAUCCUCCCAAAUGUGUUACAGAAUUAUGAAUAUCAUACAUCACUCUCCACAUGUCUUCUGUUUUUAGAUGGGUUGGUAUUGGUUUGCUGCUUUUAACUCUCUUCAUUUUGGAUCUGUCUGUUAAGAAUUGAUCUCCACUAAUUUUGCAAACAUUCGGUCUGCUGCAUCACUGCUGGGGGUACAUUCCAAACCUGUGCUGUUCAACGGUGGAAUGAGCUAAUUACACUUGAACACUUCUGGUGGCGCAAACAUUUUGACGACACAGCUUCAGUGGCCAAGCAGUGUAUAAUUUUUAUAAUUUUUUUUUUUUAGAUAUAUCGAUUCUCAGAAAUUCUAUAAACUAACCCUCAAUAUGAAUCUUAUAUUUUCUCCUCCAAGCAAUCGUGCAAUUCACCUGUAAACUAAGUAAUUAUUAAACAGUAGUGCGACUGGCUGUAUCCUGCUCAGACGUCAAUUGUACUUGUAACUGUAUAUUCAGUGAUACUCAUACCUUACAGCUGUGUAGGCUCUGUCACUUCUCCAGUAAUUAUGCUGGGUUCAGUUGGAGCAUUCCCCCCUAUGACAUAGCACUUUUGUAGCCACCAGUCUUUUUCUGCAGGUAUAUUCCGUACAAUGAUACGUUAUCAAACUAGCCAAUUGUAUUUUAUAUAUUACAGUACUUAUCAAAAACUAACAGCGGUGAAGUCACAUAUGCAGAAAGCUAUAUAUAUAUUGAUGUCGACGCAUCUUGUAACGGGUGAUAAAUUUGUUAUUAGUAAACCUAUGCUUGCUACUGAGUGUGAUAGUUUUUCUGAAUGCUCUGUGGCUUGAUAACUAAAAUGUGUAUAAUUUUCUGGCAACCAGUUUUGAGUAACAAGAACAUGUAUCUGUGAAGAAAAUGUUUGCAACCACUGCCAUGACUUGCCAGUGCUUUAUGGAAGAGACCAUGAGGAUAAAUUUGUCAAGUGUGAGUAUGUGCCUUGUUAAGACGGCUAGUCCAGUGGCAUCACCAUCCUGCUGAAGGCCAUUUAGUUUUUUAACACAGCUAGUGGGAUAGGCCUUUGGGUGUGAUGAUGAAUUUCGUUCCAUAUCCAAUCAAUCCAGUAUACCUACCUGUAGUUAAUUUGCUUUGUAUGUGAGCACAAAGAAUCGUUUGCUAGUAAUCAGAAUUGUAUAGGUAUUGCUUUCCUUUCUGGGCUUGGUGCCUGAGUAAAUUCAUCUUUCUGUUGGUUACAUGCAUUUGAUACAAACUUAAUUAAUAUCAGAUUUUAGCGGUCCGUUUAGAUCAUUUCACAGGAUUACAAUUAGAUGGCUGAGUACAGAUCAUUUUGAACAUCAAUGAUAUGCUAUCUGACAAAUAUGCAAAUUGCUGAGGUGCUGAUUUUAUAUUUAUGCACCUUUUAAUGGAAAUGUUUUCAUGUGGUUUUAUGAUAUUAAACGCUGAGUGUGUGUGAACCUACGUGUAGACAUCAAAGCAUCAGAUGUUGAAAUUUUUCUGUAGUAGUUAAGGAGUCCAAUGGCAGACCUGUGUCGCCAAGUGUAUAUCUGUCCAAUUAUUCCCAUUCAAACGUUGCCUGAAUGACAACUCGCAGUUUGCAGUGCCAUACUGCGGACAAGCUUUUACCUUGCACAUCAUUGGAAAGCAAACAAGGGAUGUACGCAUUUUACAAGUCUUUACAUCUCACAAGUCUUUACAUCUCACAUUCAACAUUUCUUUUAAAGAUCUUGUGCCUGCCUGCAGUGUUUUAGGUUUCACUCUGGCGACAGCCCAAUGUAAUCCUCAUAUUAGCACUCAUCUUUCUGUCAUUCUUAACCUAUAGCUUAGCUUCCUUCUCCACCUCGCCUACUCGAUCAUAUUAUAAUAGUGUAUGGAAGGGUGAAAUGUUGUGUCAGACCUGCUCUCCUCUCCUCUCAUUCAAACAUCCAAAUAAACUGGUAAUAAUACA
Molecule: messenger RNA, 8664 nt
Organism: Liolophura sinensis
Lineage: Eukaryota; Metazoa; Mollusca; Polyplacophora; Chitonida; Chitonidae
Product: serine/threonine-protein kinase MRCK alpha-like
Exons: 42
Coding region: 468-5702 (1744 amino acids)
Biological process (GO): actomyosin structure organization; peptidyl-threonine phosphorylation
Cellular component (GO): cytoskeleton; cytoplasm
Molecular function (GO): protein serine/threonine kinase activity; ATP binding
Source: RefSeq, a predicted model, not a curated record